This is a messenger RNA of Apis cerana (Asiatic honeybee), 4388 nucleotides long. RefSeq names its product E3 ubiquitin-protein ligase COP1. The record is from RefSeq and is a predicted model, not a curated record. Gene Ontology annotation, molecular function: ubiquitin protein ligase activity; protein binding; manganese ion binding. Gene Ontology annotation, biological process: protein ubiquitination; proteasome-mediated ubiquitin-dependent protein catabolic process. Lineage: Eukaryota; Metazoa; Arthropoda; Insecta; Hymenoptera; Apidae. Gene Ontology annotation, cellular component: cytoplasm.
AACAGAAAGGAUUGGUGCUUGGUAUAUAUGAAGCAGAAGAUGAAAACAACAUUUCAUUGACUCCUACGGCAAUUAACUAUGACGAACUAGUUAAAGGAAAACUGCGACAAAAUAUUUUUUUGAGAGACUAGACUGAGAGACGAUAUUGUACGCAUGAUAUGAGGCAAAAAUUCGCAGCACAGAAGGAGUUACCAGAUACCUAUUUUCUUAUAUAAAAAAAUUUUAACAAUAUAUUAUUUAUAAAGUAAUUAUUUCUAUAGAUUAAUAUUAAUCAAGUAAAAUCAUGUCAGAAGAAUUCAAAUGGAACUUUGAAAAAUAUGAAAUUUAAAAAAGCAGAUUAAAAUUACCAGAUGUAUUUUAAAAUAAUUAAAUGUAUUUUAAGAAAUAUUAUUCAAUUAAGAAGAAAGAUGUCAGCUAUCAAUGAUAGUAAUUUGGGAAAUGAUACCACUGCUGGAAGUAGUGGAGGUAUAGGUGAAUAUAGUGAUAGAAUGAAUAAACAACAUCACUCUGCAAAUGUUCUUCAUAGGAUUAGUGGUACAUUUGAAGAUAAAAGUAAUGAUUAUUUAUGUCCUAUUUGUUUUGAGGUAAUUGAUGAAGCUCAUAUUACACGUUGUGGUCAUACAUUUUGUUAUCGCUGUAUAGUAAAAUCUUUGGAAGCCAAUGGUCGUUGUCCAAAGUGUAGUUACACAUUAACUCAACAAGAUAUUUUUCCAAACUUUUUGUUACAUGAACUGAUAUCAAAAUAUAAAACUAGAAUUAAAGGUUUUGCUGAAUUGGGAUCAUCAUAUGCAGCUGAUGGUAAACAUAAAUUAGGUAAUACAGAUUUAUCUGUACCACCUCAUGAUGGAUUAAGAGAUAUUAUAGCUGCAGAAAGUGCUAAUCUAACAUUACCUGAUGUAAAUGUAAUGUUAGAAGUAUUAACACAAAGAAAACAUCUACUAGAAGCAGAAACAUGUGCAGCACAAAAUAAAUUGUUGCAUGAAUUUUUAAAACAUCUAUUACAACAGAAAGAAGAACAAAAAAAUCAAUUACAAAAGGAGAUAGCAUUAAUUAAGAGAGAUAUGGAUGAGGUUGAGAAUAUUUUAAGAGACGUUCAAAAUAAAUGUCCUAAAGUAGAAGAUUUGAAGAAAUCAAGUGAAAAUGAUACUGCACAUGUAUCAGCUAUAAGAAAAGAAAUGAUUGGUCUUAUAGACAUAAUAGAUUCAAAUAUGGUAAAACCAAAUGAAAAAGCAAAUAUUAGCAGUGACACAUUUAUUAAUCCUACAGGAAGUAAGAAGCAAAAUGAUUAUGCAAUAGGAUCUACAUUAGCAACACGUAGAAAGAGGAUGCAUGCUCAUUUUGAUGAUUUUGUUCAAUGUUAUUUUGACUCUCGUGCUAAAGAAUUACUCCUUGGUCAUAAAUCUCAGAGUCAGAGUGAUUCAUGGCAAGGCACUAGUUCAGGUCUUGAUGUUUUUAGAGAAAAUCUUGUCAAAUUUUCGAGAUAUAAAUCUUUACGCCCACUUGCAACUUUAAAUUAUUCAUCGGAUAUUUUUAAUAAUUCCACUAUUGUUUCAAGUAUUGAAUUUGAUAAAGAUAAUGAAUUCUUUGCAAUAGCUGGAGUUACAAAACGUAUAAAAGUAUUUGACUAUAGUGCUGUAAUAAGAGAUACUGUAGAUAUACAUUAUCCUUGUGUUGAAAUGGUUUCUAGCUCUAAAAUAUCAUGUGUUUCAUGGAAUUCCUUUCACAAAGGAAUGCUAGCAUCAUCUGAUUAUGAAGGAACUGUAACAGUAUGGGAUGCUGCAACUUGUCAAAGAACUAAAACAUUUCAAGAACAUGAAAAGAGAUGUUGGUCUGUUGACUUCAAUGAUGUAGAUACUAAACUCAUAGCAUCAGGAUCAGAUGAUGCUAGAGUUAAAUUGUGGUCUUUAAACAAUGAUCAUUCUGUAGCUUCAUUAGAAGCAAAAGCUAAUGUAUGUUGUGUAAAAUUUAAUCCACGUAGUUCAUGUCACUUGGCAUUUGGAUCUGCAGAUCACUGUGUCCAUUAUUAUGAUUUACGUAAUAUGAAAGAAGCACUUUGCAUUUUUAAAGGUCAUCGUAAAGCUGUUUCAUAUGUUAAAUUUAUAAAUAAGGAAGAAAUAGUAUCUGCAAGUACCGAUUCGCAAUUAAAAAUGUGGAAUAUUAAUAAUCCACACUGUUUGCGAUCAUUUGUUGGACAUGUUAAUGAAAAGAAUUUUAUAGGUCUUACUACUGAUGGUGAUUAUGUAGCAUGUGGAUCAGAAAAUAAUGCACUUUAUGUAUAUUAUAAAGGACUUUCGAAACAGUUAUUCUCGUAUAAAUUUGAUGCCGUUCGAAGUAUAUUAGAAAUACAAGAACGAAGAGAAGAAGAUCUGAAUGAAUUUGUAUCUGCAGUUUGUUGGAAACAAAUGUCCAAUGUUGUAGUAGCAGCAAAUUCUCAAGGAACUAUUAAGAUAUUAGAAUUAGUUUAAAGUUAAUUAUAAAUUCUAUAAUCCUUAGCAAAUAUUGAUAUACAUAUAUAUUUUGAAAUUUAUUCAAUUAAGUGCUUAGGCACAAAUAACAACGAGAAGUGAAAAUUUAUUCUAAAUGUUACAGUAAUUUGUUGUAAGCAAAAUUGAAAAAGAAAAAAAUUUAGAAUAUAUUAAAAUCUAAAUUAUCAUAUUAGAGACUGAUUUACUUGAAAAAGUAAUAUUCUGCAUACCAAACAGCUCAAACACUUUAUUAUGUUUUUAUUAAAUAUUUCAAUACUGUUAUUUAUAUCAUUCUGAUUUAAUUGUUUUUCAAUUUAGAUAUAUUUUUAAUAAUAGACUGAAUUUUAAUAAUAAAUAAUUCUGAAAGUAUAUUAAUAUGUAUGCAUAAAAUAUUUUUUAAUUUAAAACAUGGCCUUUUAUAAAAUUAUAUUAAUUUAGCUAUGUUUGAAAUUAAUGUAUUUCUAUAAUUAUUCUAGCACAAUUCAGAUAUAAUAAAUCAUUAUUAACAUAAUUAAUAAUUAGCAUUUAUUAGCACAAAACUUUAUUAUUAUUACUUAUUAUUAUAUUAUUAUAUUAAUUAUCUGUAUUUUUGUAUUUUUUAUUCUUAAUAUGAUAUUAAUUAAUUUUGUAAUUAAUUUUACAUGAUAAUAGUAUUUGUUCAUAAUUAAGUCAAAUAAGUUAUUUAAUAAUACAUAGAUUUUUUAGUUCUAUAAAUAUAAGAUUUGUGAGUGUUGAAAGAAAUAUAAAAUUUUAUAAUAAUUCCAAACAGCUUGUAAUGUAAAAAAUAUUUUUGUGACAUAUAACAAUAUAUAAAAAAGUAAAAUAUUUUAAGUAAUUAAUUCAUAAUAAUUGUGUGACAUAACUUUAAUUACAUGUGAUCCUUAUAAUAAAUCUUGCCAAAAUAGCCUAAUAGUUUAAAUUUGAAAAUGUAUAAGUUGAUAUAAAUAAUAUUGAUACUAUCAGUUCAAUUCAAUUUGUGCCAAAAACAUUACAGAAAUAGUAAAUGUGCUUAAAUUGCAUUAAGUUCCUAUUAUCAGAGUUAUAAUCACUAUUUUAUAUAUUAGCAUCAGAGCUAAGGAAAGAUAGAAUUUAUAAUAAAAAAAUAAUAAAUUAUAAUAAAAAUGUUUUUUUUACUUUCAGAAUUAUACUAUUAUAAUUAAAUAAUUAUAUAUAUUAAUUAUAAUUAAUGAUAAUUGCUUUGAAGAAUAUUAAUAAUUAUAGAUAUAAUGAUUUUACUUUAUUGAAAAAAUAAAAUUAUUUUUGAAAAUAUUAUUUCACUUAGCUCUGAAUUCUAAGCAAAUCUAUAGCUCAUUUUUAAAUAUCAAUAUAUCAAUUUUUAUAAUAAUUUCUUUACAAUUUACAUAAUAAUAUUUAAGCAAAUAACAACAAAUAUAAAACCCCAUGACAAAUUUACAUACUUAACUUUGUGUGUAUAUAUAUAGUGUAUAUAUAUAUAUAUAUAUAUAUAUAUAUAUAUAUAUAUAUAUAUUGACAAGAAAGCAAAUUUUUUUUAAUAAGAACAUAAUGUUACAUUUUAUUGCAUAUAUUCAGAUAAUUCUUUAUUAUAAAUUCUUAUCAAAUAAUAUCAAAAUAUAUUAAAUAAUUAUCGCGUUUACUGUUAAUGUUAUUACAUGAGUGCAAAUCAAUUAUCUCCUUAUAAAUCAGAGAAUAUAAUUGUGAAUUAAUAUGUAGUUCUUGUGAAAAUUGUGAAAAAUAAUUGUAAUUUUAAUCUAAUUAUUAGUUAAUACAAUUAUUAAUAAUAUUAAUUAGAGUAAUUUUAAAGGAAUAUAUUCUAGGAUAUAUGUAAAGAAUAGUAUAUUUUUAGAUUGUAUUUUAAAAUUGCAGAUGCUAUAGCAUGUGCUGAUACAUGUCCAAGAUGCCUAGAAUUAUUGUAAGAAAUAAAUUUAUGAAUUUGUCUCAAUA